This is a messenger RNA of Trichoderma atroviride IMI 206040, 1620 nucleotides long. The record is from RefSeq and is a predicted model, not a curated record. NCBI's taxonomy places the organism in Eukaryota, Fungi, Ascomycota, Sordariomycetes, Hypocreales, Hypocreaceae.
AUGGGCAACUUCGUCUACGACGUCCCGAGAGUCUCCCUCUCCCGCUCUCCCCCUGACAGCCUCAGGGGCGAUCCCGAGACUCCUCGCACUCCAGACGACGCUGGAGGCUUCUUCGGGGAGCCUGUUGCCACCUCGGGGGCUCACGUCUCCUCUGCCUCUGCUGCUGGAGCCACUGCGGUGCUCAGCACCUUUACCCACCUCCCUGCCGGCCCUCUCUCGCCCGUCAACGAGAUGGGUACCGCUGCCUCGGGCAGCUCGCAAGUUCGUGGCCGCGAGAUUCCUCGCUUCGUCGGAGGCUUUUCCUCGCAGAUCUGGGCGCCUACCCGUCUCGACCAGGGCACCGCUUCUGCUGCUGCUGCUGCUGCUGCCGACAACCAAGCGGCUUCUGCUGCUCACGCUCGCUGGGGCUCUUUGGAUGCCCACAUGAACCAGAGAGAUGGCUUCGUCCGCCGCGAGAACCCCAUUGCUCGCCCGUCGCCCUUUGCGGCCUACCAGACUCGCUUCCCUGCCGCGGUCAACACGCCCCCCAACGUGUACCGCCCAGCCAACCCUCAGGGCUUCGCCCGUCCGUCGUCUGGCUAUCCCAUGUUUGCGCAGCAGCACUCGGCUGCUCGCUACAACCACGAGGCUGGAGUCACUGCCAUGAACCGCCAGAUGUCUGCCGCCUCCUCCAUGAACGACUCCCUGUUCGAUCUUUCCGAGCUUCAAAGCUCUCUCUUCAGUUCUGCUGGUGUCGAGGCUGCUGUCAACCAGCCUCUUGGAAUUGACAUCCUCCGCCUCUCUACCCCUGGAGUUGCCCCCAUCCGCCAGCUUUCCUCCGCUGCUCGCCCUGCUGCUCGUCCUGCCCAGGUGCCCGUCAACGCCCCGACCGGAGGCUUCUUGCCCAUGCAGGCUGUGAUGCAGCAGACUCCCUCGCAAGCCUUUACGGCUGACUUCUCCCCCUGCGCUCCCAGCACGGCCAAGUUCUCGUCUCGCUACCACGGCAUGCACACGGAGACCAACGCCAGCGCUGAGCACCUCGCCCCUGAGCAGAACUGCGCUCUUUGGCUCACCAACCUCCCUGCUGGAACGAGCACUCACCAGCUCCUCAAGGCCAUCCGCAACGUCGGCCGUGUCUGGUGCACCUACGUCAACUACCCCGACUUCCACGCCCAUUCGACAGCCGCCGCCAAGGUUGUCUUCUUCACCCCCGAGGCUGCCCAGCAGCUCCUCAGCAUCUCUUGGACCCGCGGCCUCUUCGUCGAGGGCCAGCGCGUCAAGGUUUCCUACAACCGAAUCAAGUACGGCAGCCACCCCGUUGCUGGACGCAUGUCUCGCGUCCUAAUCAUCACCGGUCACGCCGACUUUGUCAACGAAGCCGCUCUCACCAAGUUCUUCAAAGACAGAUUCAUCUUCCAGCUCGACGAGGUCACUGAGCUCAUCAGAGCCGGCGGACGCGCCGUCAUGGAGUUCAAGUUUGGUAGCUACCGCUGCCAGUCCCAGAUGGGCAAGAUGUCCCUGGAGAAGGACCGUCCCCGUGGCCUCGAAAAGGUCGAGUUUGGCGACGACCCUUGCGAGGUCGGCGACACCAUGUCGUCGUACGGAAUCGCCGCUGACCGCAUCCAAGGCCGUGGCUUUUAA